GCCACCAAAAGUCAUAUACAAAUUUAACUAACAUGGAGAACUUACAGAGAUUGUUAGGAGCUGCCGGUGGAUUUGGCCGUGCGCCCGUCGCUGCCUCUGAUGGACCCGCUAUAGACAAUGCUGAAACCGUCUACAUAUCGUCAUUGGCAUUGUUGAAGAUGUUGAAGCAUGGUAGAGCCGGUGUGCCAAUGGAAGUGAUGGGGUUGAUGUUGGGAGAAUUCGUCGACGAGUUCACUAUUCAAGUGAUUGAUGUGUUUGCCAUGCCCCAGUCUGGUACCGGUGUUUCUGUGGAAGCGGUUGACGAUGUUUUCCAAACCAAAAUGAUGGAUAUGUUGAGACAAACUGGACGGGACCAAAUGGUUGUUGGAUGGUAUCACUCACAUCCAGGGUUUGGGUGUUGGUUAUCAUCAGUGGAUGUGAACACCCAACAGUCAUUUGAACAAUUGAACAAAAGGGCCGUGGCUGUGGUGAUAGAUCCUAUUCAGUCGGUUAAGGGUAAAGUUGUUAUAGACGCAUUCAGAACUAUCGAUACCUCCACUUUAAUGAUGGGCCAGGAACCAAGACAGACCACUUCUAACGUCGGUCACUUGAAUAAGCCCUCGAUUCAGGCAUUAAUUCAUGGGUUGAACCGUCAUUAUUACUCAUUGAAUAUUGACUACCACAAAACUUCUUACGAAACAAAUAUGUUAUUGAACUUGCAUAAGAAUACUUGGCAAUCAGGUUUAAAAAUGAGCAACUUCGACCACCAAGACCACAAAAAUUUGGAAAAUACCGAAAAGAUGGUCAAAGUAGCAGAGUUGUAUAAUCAAAGAGUACAAGAAGAGAAGGAAUUGCUGGAAGAGCAAUUAAAAACUAGAUAUGUGGGUAAACAAGACCCCAAAAAGCACUUGAGUGAUACUGCAGAAAUUGCUAUCGAGGAGAAUGUCACGUCCUUGUUGACCAGUAACAUAAAUAGUUUAGCCAUUCAGUAGCUUCAAGAGUUAAUAAUCACAAGAUUUUAGAUGCUUCGCGUUUCAAAUUGAUCAGGGAUAAUUAAAUAUAGCAUUAUCACCACAAUAUUAAAUUUCGUAUCAUGGGACUUGGAAAAUUGAUUCACUAUUCAGCAGACUUGGUGUUGUUCUCCAUCAUUUUAGCUGGAAUUCACAGAAACACUGGCUUAGUGUUUGAUGCCUCCAACUUAUCAUCUGUUGAUUUCCGCAGAUGGUUUGCCAAGUAUUUGAACUUUGGAGAAACUUGUUACGAUAAACUUGUUUCGUUAUUGAAGAUGUCUGGCUACUUCAAGCAAAACAAUUUGAUAUCUGACUACUUGACAAGAGAGACAAAGAAAUUUGUCGAUGAGCAAGCCAAAAGAGAUUGAAACUUGGCAGUUGUGGUUCUUUUGUUCUUCCUAUAUAUAGUUUUUAAAUUCCUUGUAUCUAUUUAAUGUACCCUAUAAACAGUAA
Yamadazyma tenuis ATCC 10573 is the source of this 1442-nucleotide messenger RNA. Lineage: Eukaryota; Fungi; Ascomycota; Pichiomycetes; Serinales; Debaryomycetaceae. The record is from RefSeq and is a predicted model, not a curated record.